This is a messenger RNA of Penicillium olsonii, 870 nucleotides long. The record is from the annotation of a GenBank genome assembly. NCBI's taxonomy places the organism in Eukaryota, Fungi, Ascomycota, Eurotiomycetes, Eurotiales, Aspergillaceae.
AUGCCUCUUUUCCACCCGCGCAAUCCGGCUCGUUACCAAGAUUGGAUGUGCAGCAGGCUAACGCUCUCCUUACAUCAGAGACUAUGCAUGCGCCAGAACCAAAUAUCGCGCAUCGUUUUCCCUUCUAAUAUCGCCGAAACUUUGACUGAACUCGAUCUCUACGACAAUCUCAUCUCGCACAUCAAGGGCCUGGAGGACUUUCACAAUCUGACCAGUCUGGAUCUGAGCUUCAACAAGAUCAAGCAUAUCAAGAAUGUCUCACACCUGAAGAAAUUGACCGAAUUGUUCUUCGUUCAGAACAAGAUCACCCGCAUUGAAGGCUUGGAGGAGUUGACGUUGAUCAAGAACUUGGAGCUGGGGGCGAACAAGAUUCGGGAAAUCGAGAACUUGGAAACCCUCGCCGCACUUGAGGAGCUCUGGCUCGGAAAGAACAAGAUCGUGGAGAUGAAGAACCUUGACCACCUGUCAAAUCUUCGCAUCAUCUCUAUCCAGUCUAAUCGCCUGACUAAAAUUUCGGGCCUCUCUGCGCUCCCAAACCUGGAAGAGCUCUACCUCUCACACAACGCAGUCACAGACCUCUCAGGACUAGAGUCCAACGAAACCUUGCGUGUUCUGGACUUCUCUAACAACCAAGUCGAGCAUCUGGAACACCUAUCUUCACUCAAGAACCUCGAAGAGCUAUGGGGAUCCAAUAACAAGCUUGCCAGCUUCGAGGAGGUUGAGCGUGAGUUGAAGGACAAGGAGAAGCUCGAGACUGUGUACUUCGAGGGAAACCCAUUGCAGAUGAAUGGGCCUGCUGUUUAUCGGAACAAAGUGCGGUUGGCGCUACCGAAUAUCAAACAGAUUGAUGCCACGUUUGUUCGAGUAUAG